Physeter macrocephalus (sperm whale) is the source of this 2768-nucleotide messenger RNA. RefSeq names its product ADAM metallopeptidase domain 9 (gene ADAM9). The coding region runs from base 198 to 2657 and encodes 819 amino acids. NCBI's taxonomy places the organism in Eukaryota, Metazoa, Chordata, Mammalia, Artiodactyla, Physeteridae. The record is from RefSeq and is a predicted model, not a curated record. Gene Ontology annotation, molecular function: metalloendopeptidase activity; integrin binding. Gene Ontology annotation, biological process: cell-cell adhesion mediated by integrin; transforming growth factor beta receptor signaling pathway; membrane protein ectodomain proteolysis. Gene Ontology annotation, cellular component: plasma membrane. The transcript is spliced from 22 exons.
CCGUCGGGGACGGUUCGCUCUCUACGUCAGUGUAGCCAGCGCCGCGUCGGGAGCGAGCUCGGACCGGAGCCGACUUGCGUCAGUGCCGAGCGCGCGCAUCGCUGCCAGCUCUGGGGCCCCGGCAGGGCUGGGAAAUGGUGGAGCGGGCGGAGGCAGGGGCGACCGAGUGUUGAGGGGAACCUGCGGACUCGGCCGAGAUGGGAUCGGGCGCGGGCUCGCCCUCUGGGACCCUCUGCUUCCUGUGGCUGCUCUUGUUCGGCUUGGUGAGCCCAGCCCUUGGUGGGGCUCGGUCAGGCUUUCAACAGACCUCCCAUCUCUCUUCUUAUGAAAUAAUAACUCCUUGGAGAUUAACUAGAGAAAGAAGAGAAGCCCCUAGGCCCUACUCAGAGCAGGUAUCUUAUGUCAUUCAAGCUGAAGGAAAAGAGCAUAUUAUUCACUUGGAAAGGAAUAAGGACCUUUUACCCAAAGAUUUUGUAGUUUAUACCUACAACAAGGAAGGGGCUCUGAUCUCUGACUACCCUGAUAUACAGAAUCACUGUCAUUAUCGGGGAUACGUGGAGGGCGUUUAUAAUUCAUCCAUUGCUCUUAGCAACUGUUUUGGACUCAGAGGCUUGCUGCAUAUAGAGAAUGUGAGUUAUGGGAUUGAACCCCUGCAAAACAGCUCUCAUUUUGAGCACAUCUUUUAUCGAAUGGAUGAUGUCCACAAAGAGCCUGUGAAAUGUGGGGUUUCCAACAAGGAUACAGAGGAAGAAACCACAAAGGAUGAAGAGGAAGAGCCUCCUAGCGUCACUCAGCUACUUCGAAGAAGAAGAGCUGUCCUGCCACAGACCCGCUAUGUGGAGCUGUUCAUUGUCGUAGACAAGGAAAGGUAUGACAUGAUGGGAAGAAACCAGACUGCAGUGCGAGAAGAGAUGAUUCUUUUAGCAAACUACUUGGAUAGCAUGUACAUCAUGUUAAAUAUUCGAAUUGUGCUAGUUGGGCUGGAGAUUUGGACAAAUGGAAAUCUGAUCAACAUAAUCGGAGGUGCGGGUGAUGUGUUGGGGAACUUUGUACAGUGGCGAGAAAAGUUUCUUAUAACACGUCGGAGACAUGACAGUGCACAGCUAGUUCUGAAGAAAGGUUUUGGUGGGACCGCGGGAAUGGCGUUUGUGGGAACAGUGUGUUCAAGGAGCCACGCAGGCGGGAUUAACGUGUUUGGACAAAUCACGGUGGAGACAUUUGCAUCCAUUGUUGCUCAUGAGUUGGGUCAUAACCUUGGAAUGAAUCAUGAUGAUGGGAGAGAUUGUUAUUGUGGAGCAAAGAGCUGCAUCAUGAACUCAGGAGCAUCAGGUUCCAGAAACUUCAGCACUUGCAGUGCAGAAGACUUUGAGAAGUUAACUUUAAAUAAAGGUGGAAACUGCCUUCUUAAUAUUCCAAAGCCUGACGAAGCUUACAGCGCUCCUUUCUGUGGUAAUAAAUUGGUGGACCCUGGGGAAGAGUGUGACUGCGGUACUCCAAAGGAAUGUGAAUUGGACCCUUGUUGUGAAGGAAGUACUUGUAAACUUAAAUCAUCUGCUGAAUGUGCAUAUGGCGACUGUUGUCAAGACUGUUGGUUCCUUCCAGGAGGUACUUUGUGCCGAGGAAAAACCAAUGAAUGUGAUGUUCCAGAAUAUUGCAACGGUUCUUCUCAGUUCUGUCAGCCAGAUGUUUUUAUUCAGAAUGGAUAUCCUUGCCAGAAUAACAGAGCCUAUUGUUACAAUGGCAUGUGCCAAUAUUAUGAUGCUCAGUGUCAAGUCAUCUUUGGCUCAAAAGCCAAGGCUGCUCCAAGGGAUUGUUUCAUUGAUGUGAAUUCCAAAGGUGACAGAUUUGGCAAUUGUGGUUUCUCUGGCAAUGAAUACAAGAAGUGUGCCACUGGGAAUGCUUUGUGUGGAAAGCUUCAAUGUGAGAAUGUACAAGAAAUGCCUGUAUUUGGAAUUGUGCCUGCUAUUAUACAGACUCCUGGGAGAGGCACCAAAUGUUGGGGUGUGGAUUUCCAGCUUGGGUCAGAUGUUCCCGAUCCUGGCAUGGUGAAUGAAGGCACCAGAUGUGGCGUUGGAAAGAUCUGUAGAAACUUCCAAUGUGUAAAUGCAUCUGUUCUGAAUUAUGACUGUGAUAUUCAGAAAAAGUGUCAUGGACAUGGGGUAUGUAACAGCAAUAAGAAUUGUCACUGUGACAGCGGCUGGGCUCCCCCCUAUUGUGAGGCUACAGGGUACGGAGGAAGUGUGGAUAGUGGACCUGCAUACAAUGAAAAGAAUACUGCCUUGAGGGAUGGACUUCUGGUGUUCUUCUUCGUCAUUGUUCCUCUUACUCUGUUGGCUGCUUUUGUCUUCAUUAAGAGAGACCAGCUACAGAAAAGCUACUGCAGAAGGAAGAGAUCACAAACAUAUGAGUCAGAUGGCAAAAAUCAAGCAAAAGUUUCUAGACAGCCAGCGAGUGUUCCUGGACAUGCCUCUUCAGUGGCUCCUCCCAGAGAAGUUCCUAUAUAUGCAAACAGAUUUCCAGUACCAACUUAUGCAGCCAAGCAGCCUCAGCAGUUCCCAUCAAGGCCACCUCCACCACAACCGAAAGUAUCAUCUCAGGGAAAUUUAAUUCCUGCCCGUCCUGCUCCUCCACCUCCUUUAUAUAGUUCCCUCACUUGAUUUUUUUUUUUUAACCUUUCAUUUUGCAGACAUCUUCAGGGAACUGAGCUAAUACUUUUUUUUUCUGAUAUUUUCUUGAAAAACCUUUCUUCCUGCUGCAAUUAUGAAUGA